AUGCAGAUCCUGCAAGCUGAAACUCUGCACCUGCUGCUGCGCGGUCCCGGAUGGGAAAACCUUCGCGCUGCCACGCCUGCUCCAUGGUGCGCUUGGCCGAUCCCACGGACGGCACAGUCGGUGCGAGGAGGAGGAGGAGGAGGAAGAGGAGGAGGAGAGGAGGAGGAGGAGGAGGAGGAGGAGGAGCGCUCAACCGUGAACGCCCGCAGCGGGGUCGCCGCGGACAGUUCCUGGAUCCCCACCUCGCAGCGCCCAGCCCCCACACUGCCCCCCAGCUCGAGCAACGGCUCGUGCAGGCGCAGCUUCGGCAGCUGGUCGACGGUGUAA
Messenger RNA from Prorocentrum cordatum, 327 nucleotides. The record is from the annotation of a GenBank genome assembly. Lineage: Eukaryota; Dinophyceae; Prorocentrales; Prorocentraceae.